GUGAAAUUUCAAUCUAGAGAAAAUUGAGCCAAUUUUGAUUCGCUCGAAAACUUUUUUAGAGAAUACCAUAUUAUUUUCAGAGCAAACUUAUAACUAAGACAAGUUACAGGUUGAUUGUUAUAAGAUUCAUUAUAUUCGCUCGGACUGACACCACCCUUCAUUAGAGUACUUUUUAUUUGAAUUUUUGCAAGUGAUCCGAGCAACCCUUCGAGGGUGCCAAUGUCGAAAUUCGUCGAGACGAAUGAGAACGUUUGAGAUAUCAUCGAGGUGAUCGGUUGCGUGUAUUGCGUAAGAAUGUGACUGCGGGGCAUACGCAUACGCAUACGCGUACGGCAGAAAGAUCAGAUGAGGGUGUAGGAAGAGAGAAAAACGCAAGAGAUGAGAUCAUCUCUCCUCUCUGGCCGCGCGUUCCGCUCGGCACGGCGCGGCACCGCCGCAAUGUGCCUCGCGAACGCAGUCUGUACCGGUCCAGCGACCGAUUUGGAGGGCUGUUCUUUUCUCAAUCUUUCUUGCUGAAGAAGAGAACGACAGAAGCGAUUUGCGAAGAAAGCCAACGCGAGAGAUCGCAAUGUCGACGAAGCUACAGCUGCUGCUGAUCGCGUUGCUGGUGACGGUUCUAAUAGUGGACGUGUCAUCUGCUCAGCGCAGACGAAAAUAUCGGCGUCGCACGACCACGACAGAGGCACCCGUGCAAGAUGAGAUCAUGAACAUGCUGGAAGCUGACGAAAUAGCCGAGGAGGCGGCGACGGCGGAGGAGGCUGAGGUCAUUCUUGAAAAUGGCAGAAACGAGGUUGGAUCGAAGCAGCAGCGUUUGCUUCAGGACCCGUGCAUGGACAAGCAUUGCGGCGCUGGACGUGUUUGCAAGAAUACGGAGGAGGGCACGGCUGAGUGCGUUUGCGUGGAGCUCUGCAACCAGGAGGUCGAUCCGCGUCGCAAGGUCUGCACCAACUACAAUGAGACCUUGGGCAGUGACUGUGAGGUCUACCAGGCGCGUUGCUUCUGCGACACCGAUGACGCCAGGUGCAGAGGUCCCGAUUAUCAACAUGUCCACAUCGUAUACUAUGGCGAGUGUCGACAGAUGCCUAUGUGCAAGGAAGAGGACAUGGCCGACUUUCCCAGGCGAAUGCGCGACUGGCUAUUCAACAUCAUGCGCGAUUUGGCAGACCGUCAAGAGCUGUCAUCGCAUUAUCUGAAGAUGCAGCGAGAAGCUGAGACCAAUCACACUUUACGCUGGUCGAAUGCAGCUAUUUGGAAGUGGUGCGACCUGGACGGCCACCCACAUGACCGAACGGUAUCUAGGCACGAGCUCUUCCCGAUUAAGGCGCCCUUGAUGGCUCUCGAACACUGCAUCGCGCCCUUCCUCGAUUCCUGUGACAUCAAUAACGAUCACAAAAUCACGCUGGUUGAAUGGGGCAAAUGCCUGCAACUCGACGAGGACGACAUAGAAGAAAAAUGCGAUGAGCUAGCGGAGGCAAACCAGGAGCAAUACUAGAGAAUUCGAGCCGGAGUUUGAAGCUGACUUCGUCGCACCGUUGUGGCAGCAAAAUUAUUAUUUAAACUAUUAUUGUCAAAAAAAAAUUUUUUGUGAGAGAUAUACUUUCAAUUAAUUCUUGAAAAUUUGAAUCAUAUGACAUCUUGCUGCCGCAACGUACUGCGUUUAAAAAAGUCCAGAAAAGUCAGCAUAAGAAGGACAACAGCGCGAGCGAUACAGGACAGGACGCAAGGCAAGGCGAGUCAAGGCGAGGCGAGGCGAGGCGAGGCGAGGCGAGGCGAGGCGAGGCGA
Messenger RNA from Acromyrmex echinatior (Panamanian leafcutter ant), 1783 nucleotides. RefSeq names its product secreted protein, acidic, cysteine-rich (gene SPARC). Gene Ontology annotation, biological process: anatomical structure development. Lineage: Eukaryota; Metazoa; Arthropoda; Insecta; Hymenoptera; Formicidae. The record is from RefSeq and is a predicted model, not a curated record. Gene Ontology annotation, molecular function: calcium ion binding; extracellular matrix binding; collagen binding.